AUGCCGUCAUCACGAAAGCGCAAGCGUGAAAAUAAGUCCUCCGAAGCGACAAGAAGAAGCAAAAGAUUACUGAAAGAGCCGCCAAUCUUUAUGGACAGUACAAAGAGAACAUACAAAUAUGAUGCAAAACCAGUCAGUGGUGUCUCGGAUUCUCGUCCUUCCAAGCACGAUGUCAAAGGGUACCAGCCUCAGCCCCAGCCCAGACAGCAUUACAAAGUCCCAGACUUCUCAAAACUAGUGAGGCUGGAGUCUUCCACGGCCCGGGCAAUCGAUUCUCGUCCUUCCAACCUCGACGCCAACGGGUAUCAACAUCAAUCCCAGCCCCAGCCCAGACAGUCUCAAAAGACAAUAUACGCUCCAGUGUACAAAGAUCUAGACUUCUCAAAGCUACUGAGCGGGUUUGGAUCUUCCUCAACCUCAGAAGAGAAGCCAAAGGGAAAAGACAAAACAGAGAACAAUCAACAACCUAGACCACCAACACGGAAAGUCCCAACUAAAGCAUUCAAGAAAGCACCCGGCGAAUCAGAGACACCCUACAACAGUCUAUGGGGAAAUAAAGAGAACUACAGGCGGGUUGACAUAGAGCAAUAUUUGAAUAAAUGCGCGGGUUCAGGUCCUCAUCCGCGUUCCUCUUACGUGGGAUUUGUGUGGAGUGAGCGAUGUGAUCGUCGAUUAAAGUUAGAAGAAGGCGAUUCGUUAGCUUAUCCCAGUGGCACGCCCACGGGACGAAGUGCAAGACGGACGCGGGAGUUCAAAGCGAACAUGGCAAGAUUUGGCGGGAACAAAGGGAAGAAAUAA
This is a messenger RNA of Penicillium waksmanii, 798 nucleotides long. RefSeq lists its product as uncharacterized. Bases 1 to 798 code for a protein of 265 amino acids. The record is from RefSeq and is a predicted model, not a curated record. NCBI's taxonomy places the organism in Eukaryota, Fungi, Ascomycota, Eurotiomycetes, Eurotiales, Aspergillaceae. The transcript has 2 exons.